AUGGGCCACACCGUUCAAUUCCUCGCUCCGGAACCCAUAUCUCUGGUCAACAACGAGCCUUGUGCCGGAGACACAGCGCUAGCAGGCGCGCUGCGUUUCAAACACAUCACCGUUGGCGACUGCACCAUUGUCAACACUCAGUGGUCCCGCUUCGCCGUAUGGCAAAUAGAACUGGUUCUCUGUGCAACAGCUACUACAGGCGGCACAAACCCGCGCAUCUACGUCUACAAACGGUACACAGAUUUUGUCCGAUUUCGCGCGCGCUUGCUGGACGCGCUGCCCGCGUCAUUACGCGCCAACGUCCCAGAUCUGCCUCCAAAAGUCAGCUGGCUCGAGUCCUGGCAAUACGAUAACGUGAAUCUCAACAACAAAUGGCUUGCUCGUCGCAGAGCAGGUCUCGACCUGUUCCUCAACCAGGUGUUGUUGAACGACACUUUACUAUCCAAAGCUAUUGGCUGUGUACGAGAGUUUUUGGAAAAAUGA
Molecule: messenger RNA, 483 nt
Organism: Lachancea mirantina
Lineage: Eukaryota; Fungi; Ascomycota; Saccharomycetes; Saccharomycetales; Saccharomycetaceae
Source: the annotation of a GenBank genome assembly